This is a messenger RNA of Rhopilema esculentum, 1190 nucleotides long. RefSeq names its product arf-GAP with coiled-coil, ANK repeat and PH domain-containing protein 2. Gene Ontology annotation, molecular function: GTPase activator activity. The record is from RefSeq and is a predicted model, not a curated record. Gene Ontology annotation, biological process: positive regulation of GTPase activity. Lineage: Eukaryota; Metazoa; Cnidaria; Scyphozoa; Rhizostomeae; Rhizostomatidae.
UCGAUAACAGACAGGUCAGAAGCACUUUUACACAGCACAGCACAGUAUUAAUUUUUAGGCAUUAUAGAAGCACAUACAUUUAUAUUAAAGUUUUAAAUAUAUUUUAUUUAUCUUUAAAAUUUCAACACGGUUCUUCAGCAAGGUAUCAAAGUAUUUUUGGAGCAUUGUUGAUAUGUACAGAAGCGUUGCAAAGUCAAUUUUGACAACAAUCAGCAAGACAAACGCCAGGUUUAAAAGUCAAGAAAGAACGAUUUAUUCAUCGAUUUUCAACGGAAUCCUAAACCAAUCAGCCAAAAAGCUUGCCAGUCUCAAACGAGAAAAAUCGGAGCAGUUUACACAACAGGCUACAUUCAGUACAAGUAGAUCCUGGAAUCCAUUUUACGCCCGAAAGACCUCCUAUGAACGUAUUUUGGAGGUGGAUGGUAACAAAAAUUGCCCUGACUGCUCAAGCACGGAUGUCUGCUAUGUCAGCACCUUGAAUGGAGGAGUGUAUUGCCCUGUGUGUGCCGGGAUACAUCGAGAACUUGGAACACAUCCUGAUUUCGUAGCCCUCAAUAAUGAAAUCAACGUCAGCAUUGAAGACAUGCAGUUUUAUGAAUCAAUGGGUAACAAUUAUGUUAAUUACGUUUAUGAAGCAGCAUUGGACGUUGUUGGAGCAGACAAACCUACGAUCACAUCUACCAGGGGAGAAAUUUCGAAUUUCAUUAAACAGAAGUACAUGGAAUGCUCCUUCUCUGUGUCUCGAUAUGACAGACCAGCGACAGAAAAUGUUCUUUAUUUUAUUUCCAACAUGAAGGCACGUGGCAAUCUAAUACCUGACUUGCGAGAGAAGACAAAUGAACGAGUUGGCUCAACCUAUUCAGAUAUAAUGAGAGAGGCUUUUGACUCACCAUAUGUUCUUCAGAUGGCAGAGUAAGCUUGCACCACAAACCGAGUCACGAUUAAGAUUCUUCGUUGAAAACUAGCACUGCAUAAACUAUCGACAAUCUGAUGGCGAGAAUCUCAGUUAGAAUAGAGAAAGUCUAAAUUUCAGCCUUGACGGCAAAACUUUAGUAGCAAAGGCUGACAAAACUUUAGAAGCAUAUUAGUAAUAUAAACAAAAAAAUGCUGCUACACCUAAUCGUAAAUUAAAAUGAUAUAAAAUGCCUUUUAUAUAUCGAAUCUAUUACCGUGUGCACAUCUAACGUAAA